AUGGAGGCUUCUAUGAAAGAACAUAGGGGAAUAGUUUGUUCAAUUUAAAUUAAAAAAAAUAAUGAAUAAGCCGUUUCUGCAAGUGCAGAUGGAUCAUGCAUUAUUUGGGAUUUAGAAAGCUUUACUAGAGUUAUGUGUUUGUUUGAAUCGACUCUUUUUAAAUAAGUCGUUUAUCAUCCAGAAGAGUCAUAACUAUUAACUACAGGUUCAAAUAAGAUAAUUAGUUAUUGGGUAAUUUUCGAUGAGUAAGCUAUUAGAAUGCUUGAUGGGUCAGACGAAGGAGAAAUUAAUGCUCUUGCGAUUACUAAGAAAGGCAAUUAUUUUGUUUCAGGAGGAGAAAAUAAAGUUGUUAAGUUAUGGGGAUAUGAUGAAGGGAUUAAUUAUUAUAUUGGAAUCUGA
Messenger RNA from Ichthyophthirius multifiliis, 399 nucleotides. Its product is annotated as WD repeat protein. The transcript is spliced from 2 exons. Gene Ontology annotation, biological process: mRNA splicing, via spliceosome. The record is from RefSeq and is a predicted model, not a curated record. Gene Ontology annotation, molecular function: protein binding; U4 snRNA binding; U6 snRNA binding. Gene Ontology annotation, cellular component: U4/U6 x U5 tri-snRNP complex. NCBI's taxonomy places the organism in Eukaryota, Ciliophora, Oligohymenophorea, Hymenostomatida.